Arctia plantaginis is the source of this 2598-nucleotide messenger RNA. NCBI's taxonomy places the organism in Eukaryota, Metazoa, Arthropoda, Insecta, Lepidoptera, Erebidae. The record is from the annotation of a GenBank genome assembly.
AUGAUGGAUUCGGACUCGUCCGGCGCGGACUUCUGCCGGUUUUGUCGCUCGGAGGCAUCCUCCGACCGGCCGCUGUUUCAUCCAUGUAUAUGCACCGGUUCAAUUAAAUGGAUCCACCAGGAGUGCUUAGUGCAAUGGAUGCGAUACUCCAGAAAAGAGAUAUGCGAGUUAUGUGGACACCGGUUUUCAUUUAUGCCUAUAUAUUCUCCCGAUAUGCCGCGCAGGUUGCCGAUCCGUGAUGUUGUAGGUGGCCUCGUAACAUCUGUCGCAUCAGCGGUGAAGGAUUGGCUACAUUACACUCUAGUUGCUCUUGCCUGGCUUGGUAUUGUGCCUCUAACCGCCUGCAGAACGUACCGAUGUCUUUUCUCUGGGUCAUUAGACCCUGUUAUAUCCCUACCAUUCGACAUUGUGUCAGCAGAAAACCUUGCCAAAGAUGUAUUUUCUGGAUGUUUUGUUGUUACUUGUACACUGUUUUCAUUUAUUGGCCUUGUUUGGUUGAGAGAGCAAAUUAUGCAUGGUGGUGGCCCUGACUGGAUGGAAAGAGAAAAUUUACCUGUGCCUCCACCAGAAGAUAUACCUCUACAAGAUAAUAAUAAUGAGAGAGUCAAUGAAGGGGCAGUGGAUGAAGCUGGGGCUGGCAGAGAUGAGGUGAAUGGUGAAGUGGGUGAAGAUCCAUUAGUUGGAGAUGAAGCAAAUUGGAAUCCUAUGGAAUGGGAUCGAGCUGCUGCUGAAGAAUUGACAUGGGCACGUCUGUUGGGCUUAGAUGGUUCUAUGGUGUUUCUAGAGCAUGUGUUUUGGGUGGUAUCACUGAACACAUUGUUCAUAGUAGUGUUUGCAUUUUGCCCAUAUCAUAUAGGAAGAUUGGGAGCUGCUUUGGCAGGUCUCACUGCAGAAGGCCCCUUUGCUGGGCCAUUGACUGCACUGGCAGGAUAUGUGCUUGUUGGAGCAAUACUGGCAGUAUUACAUGGAGUAGCAUCUCUGCUUCGCCUGCGUAGUGCUAAAAAGGCACUUGGAUUUUGCUAUGUGGUUGUGAAAGUGGCAUUACUCUCAGUUGUAGAGAUUGGAGUCAUACCAUUAGUAUGUGGUUGGUGGCUAGACUUGUGCUCCUUAUCGAUGUUCGACGCGACUCUUAAAGACCGCGAGGCGAGUCUUCAAGCAGCACCAUGGACCCUUAUGUUCAUUCAUUGGCUGGUAGGAAUGGUCUACGUGUAUUACUUCGCGUCAUUCAUCCUGCUAUUAAGAGAAGUUCUAAGGCCUGGUGUGCUGUGGUUCUUGAAGAACUUAAAUGAUCCUGACUUCAGUCCAGUGCAGGAAAUGAUCCAUCUCUCAGUUUGGUCACAUAUUCGCCGGCUGGUGGUGUCCGCUAUGAUAUUCGGUACGGCGGUGCUCUUCAUGCUGUGGUUGCCAAUUAGGGUCAUCAAAUACGUCCUGCCUGGAUUCUUGCCGUACGCCGUGGCUGUACACACGGAGGCACCGGUCAAUGAACUUAGCCUCGAGUUACUUUUACUUCAGGUGAUCCUGCCUGCAUUGCUAGAGCAAUCGCAUACUCGCACGUGGCUAAAGGCGGGCGUGCGCGCGUGGUGCGCGUGCGCAGCAGGUGCGCUGGGGCUGCGUUCGUACCUGCUGGGCGAGCUUCGCCACGACCAGCCGCAGCCUCACCCGCCGCGACCACCACAUCAGCUCGGCGCCGCACACCAGGCGCUGAUGCGUCGCGAUGGUCCAGCUGGAUUUGAACCCUACGUCCGAGUGUCGUGGUUCCCGGUGCGACUCGGGGCUCUGCUAGUCCUCGUGUCGAUAUCACUGGUACUUGCCAGCGCGCUAACACUCGUCAUCCCUGUAGCUAUUGGAAGGAAAGUUAUGGCAUUAUGGUUACCGAAAGCAUCCGAGGGCGUGCAUGAACUUUACACUGCAGCAUGCGGCAUGUACGUGUGCUGGGCGGUGGGGCGCGGCGGCACGCUGGCGGCGGGCUGGGCGCGCGGCGGGCGCGCCGUGCUGGCCGCGCGCGCCGCGCUCUGGGCCAAGGUCGCCGCGCGCGCCGCGCUGGCCGCGCUCGCGCUGCUCGGCCUCGUGCCGCUCAUGUUCGGACUCCUGCUCGAACUUGUGUUAGUUAUACCUCUUCGCGUUCCACUGGAACAAUCGCCCGUACUAUUCGUGUGGCAGGACUGGGCGCUCGGGGUGCUGUACACUAAGAUUGUGUGUGCGCUCACCAUGAUGGGUCCCGAUUGGGCCAUGCGCCGGGCUAUCGAGCGAGCGUACCGUGAUGGCAUUAGGGAAAUGGACCUAAAGUUCAUCCUGCGGUCGGUGGCGGCGCCGUGCGUGUGCUGGCUGGGGCUGGCGCUGGCGGUGCCGUACGCGUUCGCGCACAGCGUGGCGCCGCUGCUGCUGGCCUCGGCCGCGCAGCGCAACCUGCUCGCGCGCCGCGUCUACCCCGCGCUGUUGCUCGUCUGCGUGCUCGCCGCGCUCGCCGUGUUCCAGAUCCGUCAGUUCCGGAAGUUAUACGAACACAUUAAGAACGACAAGUACCUGGUCGGUCAGCGGCUAGUGAACUACGACCAUCGACGGCACAAACAACAGCAGAGCACCGUUCCCGCCAACUGA